AUGACUGUGUGUUUAAGAAUGCUGGGCCUUAUGGCCGUUACAAUCGGUCAUAUAACACAAGGUAUGAUCAUCUACAACCCUACUUCGUACACGAGCCGGUACACGGAUCCAUGUUCGCCAAGCCCGUGCGGUUCCAACAGUCAGUGCCGCGUGGCCGAGGGAAGACCUGUUUGCAGCUGUCUGCCCGGCCACUGGGGAAAUCCGACGACCUACUGUCAACGUGGAGAGUGCGAAGUCAAUCAAGACUGCCCAAACUCAAAAGCUUGCCGUAAUUACAAAUGUGAAGAUGUAUGCUCAGGACAGUGCGGACGUAACGCUGAUUGCUCGCCCAGGAAUCAUAUUGCGGUGUGUUCCUGUCCAGCCCGCUAUAUCGGUGAUCCGUCAGUGUCUUGUCGCCAAAUGGACCCACAAGAACUAUGCUACCCCAGCCCGUGCGGCCAAAACACCAAAUGCGAAGUGAUCAACGACGUACCGGUGUGCACCUGUCUUUCGGGUUACAUCGGUUCGCCUUCUUCUGGUUGCCGUCACGAAUGCGAUUCAGACUACGAUUGUGGUCCAUCCCAGAUGUGCCAACAGUACAAGUGCACAUCAGCAUGCUCUCCAGGAACUUGUGCUCCGACUGCGAUAUGUGAUGUCCACAACCACCGAGCUUCCUGUUCGUGUCCGAAAGGUUACUUUGGCGACCCGUACACAUCGUGCCGGGCCGAGUGUCUGUCUCACGCCGACUGCCCGGCGGACCGUCCGGCGUGCUCGGGCGAGAGGUGCGUGAACCCGUGCAGCGGCAACGUAUGCGGCGUCAACGCCAACUGCGAGGCGCGGGGCGCGACGCCCAUAUGCAGCUGCCCACGGACCAUGACCGGUGACCCGUUCGUCCGGUGCCGUCCGUUCGAGCCGGCCGACCUCUGCGAACCGAACCCGUGCGGCGAGAACGCCCGGUGUCAGCCCGGCCACGACGUCACCGGCAAGGAGCGGCCGGUGUGCACGUGCCUGCCCGGUUACACAGGCGACGCUCUAACUCGGUGCAGGCGCGGCGAGUGCUCCGUCGACGCCGAGUGCCGUCACGACCAGACGUGCGUCGACUACCAGUGCAGGAACGUGUGCACGGGCCAGUGCGGCGUGGACGCCGAGUGCAACGCCCGCAACCGGGUGGCCACGUGCUCCUGUCCGCCCGGUUACACGGGCCACGCCAUGACCAGGUGCUAUCCGAAGUCGACGACAUCCGGGCGCGUCUACUACAACAACCGCAAGAAGUGA
This is a messenger RNA of Macrosiphum euphorbiae (potato aphid), 1254 nucleotides long. NCBI's taxonomy places the organism in Eukaryota, Metazoa, Arthropoda, Insecta, Hemiptera, Aphididae. The record is from the annotation of a GenBank genome assembly.